AUGUCUCGCCGACCACCUCGAAAAAUCCCUCUUCUCCGAUUGCCACGUCUCGCUUUGAUUGAAGUUGUCAAGUGUUGGAAUCCUAUUGAAAUAUACCUCUUUUCAAGAGUCUCUCGAAAAACUAAGGAAAUCUCGAAGUUGGUUAAAAUACCAUAUUUGGAACUAUAUCUGAGAGUAUUCGAAUGCUACCAAGUGAACCUUGGCGCAUCUUGCAGCUCAAGUAAACAUUGGUACUUCCUAUUGUAUCCAGGUCUCCGUAAUUACGAGAGAUACAGAACUGAAAGAAAUUUGGAUAUAUACUCAAAGAAUGCGGGAAAAUCGAUUGGAAAAUUGAUAGAUCAUUGUCUGGAAAUAUUCAAAUGUGAAUUUGGAGGGAUGCGUGUGAGUAUCGAUCCUAUUAUGAAAUCGAGUAAUCUCAAUGUAUUCAUGAAUUGGAUCAAUCAACACGAGAAAUUAACUAAGAUUCCAUACCUAUACGUAGGCAGCGAAGAAAAAGGCUAUCAAUUAUAUUUGAACUGGUUUAUGAAGAAUUUGAAGAAGGAUAUUGGAAUUUUGGAUUUAGGGCGAUGUCACUAUGUGUGGAAGGUGAAUAGAAAAGUGGACAAUCUGACUUUGUAUUCAAGAGAGAAACUCAUAGAUCUCGACCAUCUGAUUAGAAUGGACUGUGUCUAUAUGGAUGUAGGAGGGUCUCUGACAAAUCGAGAUUUAAAUGUAUUCAUGAAGAAUUGGAAGGAAAUGAAGGCUAACGAACGAAUGGGAUUUUAUUUAAUUCAUGUGAAAGAUAACUUGGAUUGGUCGAUCAUUUUAGAAGGAUUGGAUGGAGAGAUAAGAGAUGUUCGGACUGUUAGACGGGAAUAUACAUCCCCCUGGGAGCAAGUAUACAAAGUGAAUGGGGGAGUUGAUAUUACGAGAACCGAUGGAAAAGUUGCUACGAUUGGAAUGACAUUUCAUAUGAUAUUUGAAGAUGAACCAUUGUCUCGUGAAAUGAUAAGAGACUAUCAGAGAUUGAUUGAAGGUCAAAACAUGGAUGGACAAGAGAUGGAUAUGAACUUUGUGCAUGAUCCGGAAUAUAAACUAACUGCUGAACACCGGAAAGAAUUCUUCGUCAUGGUUAAGUGA
This is a messenger RNA of Caenorhabditis remanei, 1119 nucleotides long. RefSeq lists its product as uncharacterized. The record is from RefSeq and is a predicted model, not a curated record. The coding region runs from base 1 to 1119 and encodes 372 amino acids. The transcript is spliced from 3 exons. Lineage: Eukaryota; Metazoa; Nematoda; Chromadorea; Rhabditida; Rhabditidae.